Molecule: messenger RNA, 1694 nt
Organism: Aspergillus candidus
Lineage: Eukaryota; Fungi; Ascomycota; Eurotiomycetes; Eurotiales; Aspergillaceae
Product: cation diffusion facilitator family transporter
Exons: 2
Coding region: 56-1399 (447 amino acids)
Biological process (GO): monoatomic cation transport; transmembrane transport
Cellular component (GO): membrane
Molecular function (GO): monoatomic cation transmembrane transporter activity
Source: RefSeq, a predicted model, not a curated record
AAACCCCCUUGCAUCAACUUCUUCAUCGAGAGGUCUCCUCUCCCCAAUUUUCAUCAUGGAAGACAGUCACUUCCGUCACAGUGCCUCGCACCAUCCUUCUCCCUUCAACCGGCCGACGCAGCUGGCAAUGCUCUCCUAUGAUGAAGCCGCCUCGACGGCCCUCGAGCCGCAGACGACGCAGCACCGGUCCAGCAGCACCACCGACGAAGAAAGCCAGCCCCCUCCGCGAUACACUCGCGAGAAUGACCCCUUCCAGCUCGCCUCGAAGCUCAAGAGCCCCGAAGAGAUCCGCCAGAUGCACCCGCAGAGCCACCACGCCGCGGCCAACACGUCCCGCAAGCGCGACCGUCGAUGCACCACCCGGAACCCGAAGACCGUGCUCACCGACGCCAUCACCUCCAAACAACUGCAGGGAUUCUACGAGGCGCAGAACGAGAACAUCAAGCUGAUGCUGAAGCCGGUGGAGGAGCAUGUCCGGGCCGCCCGCGAGGUCAACGCCAACAACCAGCUGAAGUACAAGAUCGCCGUUUACGGCUCCUUCGCGGCCAACAUCGUGCUGUCGGUGCUGCAGCUCUACGGGGCCAUCGCGUCGGGGUCACUGUCGCUGUUCACGACGAUGGCGGACGCCGUCUUCGACCCCCUGUCCAACCUGACGCUGCUGCUGUGCAACAAGGCCGUCAACCGCGUGGACCCGCGCAAGUUCCCCGCCGGCAAGGCCCGCAUCGAGACGGCGGGCAACAUCUGCUUCUGCUUCCUGAUGACGGCCGUCUCGUUCAUCCUAGUUGCCUUUUCGGCCCGCCAGCUGUCCGUCGGCUCCGAUAACGAGACGGGCGACUUUCACCUUCCGUCCGUGAUCGCCGUCGCGGUGGCCUUCUGCACCAAGUUCGUGCUGUUCGCUUACUGCUUCGCGCUGCGCCACCAGGUGUCGCAGAUCCGGAUCCUGUGGGAGGACCACCGCAAUGACCUGCUCAUCAACGGGUUCGGUAUCUUGACGUCCGUGGGCGGGAGCAAGCUGCGUUGGUGGAUCGAUCCGAUGGGCGCGAUCAUCCUGUCGGUGCUGAUCAGCGUGCUGUGGCUGCAUACGGCGUACCAUGAAUUCCAGUUGCUGAUUGGCGUGACGGCCGAUACGAAGAUGCAGCAGCUGAUCACCUAUAUCUCGAUGACCCACUCCCCCCUCAUCACCGCCAUCGACACCGUCCGGGCGUACACGUCCGGCCCGCGGCUUCUCGUAGAGGUAGACAUCGUCAUGGACGCCAACGACAGCCUGCGUGGGACGCACGACGUUGCGGAGGAGCUGCAGAUCAAGCUCGAAUCGCUUCCGGACGUGGAGCGGGCGUACGUGCAUGUGGACUACGAGACGACGCACAAGCCGGAGCAUUUUCUCAAGAAGGAACUCUAGAUCAACUCUGCGUGUGGAUUGACGAUCAGUAUACGACGUACAGAUAGACUUAAUCAAAUCUUUACUCCCCUCAAUCAGGAACCGCCAGGGCAGAAUUAGAGUCUGGACGAGUGACAGGCAAGGCUAAACCGCAAACGGCGAUCGGCCCGAUCGGGACUCCCUCCGAUUUGCGGAGUCAGAGAUUUUGCAGCCACAUGCCGGGAUUAUCUGCAGGAUUGUUCUUGGCUGUCUAUCUAUAUCAAUAAUUUCAGUUAUCGAGCAAUUGGGGUUCUUGAGUGUUCAAGAGGCUUGCCGG